Molecule: messenger RNA, 2109 nt
Organism: Aspergillus sclerotioniger CBS 115572
Lineage: Eukaryota; Fungi; Ascomycota; Eurotiomycetes; Eurotiales; Aspergillaceae
Product: translation initiation factor eIF2B catalytic subunit epsilon
Exons: 5
Coding region: 1-2109 (702 amino acids)
Biological process (GO): biosynthetic process
Cellular component (GO): eukaryotic translation initiation factor 2B complex
Molecular function (GO): translation initiation factor binding; translation initiation factor activity; guanyl-nucleotide exchange factor activity
Source: RefSeq, a predicted model, not a curated record
AUGGGCCCGAAACAGAAAGGCGGUGCGGCGAAGAGGGGAAAUGCCACGGAGGAGGUGGAGGAGACAUUGCAGGCGGUGGUGCUUGCCGACACUUUCGAGACGAGAUUCGAGCCAUUCACACUUGAGAAGCCUCGCUGUCUCUUGCCACUUGCGAACACACCUUUGAUUGAGUAUACGCUCGAGUUCCUCGCCAACGCCGGUGUCGAAGAUGUUUUUCUGUACGGCGGAGCGCAUUCGGAUCAGCUGGAGAAAUACAUCAAUGCGUCCAAAUGGAGAGCGCCAUCAUCGCCGUUCAAGCAGUUGACUUUCCUCAAGUCGACGUCAACAUCGGUUGGAGAUGUCAUGCGCGACCUUGAUGGCAAGCAUCUCAUCACUGGCGAUUUCAUCGUGGUCAGCGGCGAUGUCAUCAGCAACCUGCCGAUCGAAGGCGCGCUAGCAAAGCAUCGUGCUCGCCGUGAAGCCGACAAGAACGCGAUCAUGACUAUGAUCCUGCGGGAAGCCGGCAGGAACCACAGAACCAAGUCUUCAUCUGUCUCGCCCGUCUUUGUUAUCGACCCUACCAAGGACCGUUGUCUACACUACGAGGAGAUCGACCAACACUCCCCCGAGUCUUCCCGUCUGAACAUCGACGCCGAACUUAUCACUACACACCAGGAGAUUGACCUGCGCCAAGACUUGAUCGACUGCAACAUCGACAUUUGCACACCUGAUGUUCUGAGUCUUUGGUCUGACAGUUUCGAUUAUCAGACUCCCCGGAAACAGUUCCUGUUUGGUGUGUUGAAAGACUACGAAUUGAACGGAAAGACUAUCCACACGCAUAUUGUGAAGGACCACUACGCAGCCCGGGUAAGGAACUUGAAGGCGUACGAUGCCGUCAAUAAGGAUAUUAUUUCGCGGUGGGCGUAUCCUCUGUGCCCUGAUACAAACCUGCUUCCCGGCCACAACUACGAGCUUCGGAAGGGAAGCCUGUAUCAAGAACAGGGCGUGACGCUGGCUCGCUCGUGUGUCAUCGGUCGGCGAACGGUCAUCGGCCAGGGCACGAGUAUCGGAGAUAAAACGACAGUGAAGAACACCGUUCUCGGACGGAACUGCAAGAUUGGCAAGAACGUCACUCUGGAUGGUGCUUACAUCUGGGAUGGUGCGGUCAUCGGGGAUGGAACGACUGUCGAACAAGCGAUUGUUGCUGACCGGGCGGUGGUGGGUAAGAACUGCACCAUCGAACCUGGGUCCCUGAUUUCAUUCGGUGUGGAAAUCGCCGAUGGUGUAAAGGUUAGCGACGGAAGACGUAUAACGAAAGCUCCCCGGGAGUACGACGAUGAGAUCCCAGCCAGCGAACCCGAGGUUGUUGGAGAGGGUGGCAAGGGGUACGAGUACGUUCCUUAUGAAGAUGAAGACGAAGAUGAGAUUGCUAGCAAUGCUUCAUCUGGGUUGGUUUACAACAUGGCGCACCUAUCUCUUUCCACGGAGUCCAUCUCGACGCUAUCGUCUGAGAUCUCCGAGUUUGGUCGGUCUCGUUCCGGAAGUUUCAGCACUACAAUGUCCGAAGACGAAGACCAGGACCACUUCGUCCAUGAUGCUGCGGCUAGUGUCUACGACAGCUUGCGCGAUGGCGUCACGUCCGAUGUUGUACAGUUAGAAUUGGUCAGUUUGCGUAUGACAGCAAAUGCUUCGGACCACCAUGUCCGACGAGCAGUGGUCUCGGCCUUCAUGAAGCGUAUUCAUCAGUUGAUGGAGGGUGGCAAGGGAGCCAGCGACGCCAUCCGGGAAAUCUUUGGCAAGUACAAGGAAAUCGUCGAGCGGUCUAUGUUCGACCGGGAGAGCAACGCGAAGCCUGACCAAGUGGACUUGCUGCUGCUUCUGCAGCAGGACCUGGUGCACCGCAACCGCGGUGACACAGUCCUACUGUUUACGGCCAAGGAGCUGUACGACCUGGAGAUCGUGGAGGAGGAGGCUUAUGAGCAGUGGUGGGCGGAUGAGCGAUCAAGCGCCAGUGAAGAGAUGCGUCAGGUGCGUAGCCAGUCCCAACAGUUUGUGGACUGGCUGGCCAAUGCCGAAGAAGAAGAGAGCAGCGACGAGGAGGAGGAGGACAGCGAGGAGGAUGAUGAGUAG